CAUAAAAAGUAUUUUAUGGAACAGAUUUCAAGCUUGAAUUUCUGGAUUUGUUUUCUCUAAAUAUUAUUUAAGUUUCUAUUUUACUAAUUACAUAUUAUUGACAAUUUUAGCAUGAUUAUAUUCUUAGCAAUUUUCGAGCUACAUUUAUAGGAUAUAACUGUUGGAGAGACAAAGAAUAAUUUUUUUUUAGAAGAUAAAAAACUUUUUAAAAACUGAAACCACGUAGUUUUAUUAAAAAAAACAUGUUUGUGUGGUUUUAUUUUACACUGUUACACUUUUUGUCAGAAGUUCUAACUUGUACGGUUGCAGAUCAACUAUAUUCAACUAGAUGCCAACAUAUACAAAACUACGUAAUUCCAGAUGCUACUUCGUCCACACGACUAACAAGUAUUACCAGUGGAAAUUAUACAGUUCAAGCCAUAAUAACCAUUACUGGAAAUACAUUUUGUAGUAUAGUAAGCCGGUCUGGUUUAGUUCGUCAAUAUGCAAUUGAAUACGCUCUUUAUAAAGCUCACAAAAAAAUAAAUAAUUCACAGAGAGCAAAAAUUGGUUUACGAAUUGAUGACGAUUGUGCGAGUUUGCCUAUCACAAUGUCCAGGGGCAUUGAACUAGCGUCGAUGUUGCGUGAAAAUUCUGUUUGUCAAAAAAGCUUUCUUCAUUGUUCAAGCAAGAGUCAAGCAAGCUUCAACGAUAUACAAACUCCAAUUGGAGUUAUUGGAACUUUACUUAGCCUCACAACUAUACCUUUGGCAACUUUAACGUCGCUAUAUCGGAUUCCUCAAAUCAGCCCUGGGGCUAGCAGCAGUCUGCUGAGUAAAACUGAUUUAUACAAGUCUUUUUUACGAACUAUUCCCUCAGAUAUAAAUCAAGUGUCUGUAAUGUUAGACAUCAUUGAAACCUUCCGCUGGAAUUUUAUUAUAGCUGUAGGUUCUGAUGAUGAUUAUGGGAAGUUAGCUAUAUUUGAACUAGAAACAAGAGCUCGAAUGAGAAAUAUUUGUAUUACCGAAACUGUUUAUGUGCCAUUCAAGUCUCCAAAUACUGAAAAGAGUGUCAAAAACCUAAUGGAGCUAAUUAUCAAUAAAGCAAAGGCUAAAGUUGUUAUUUUGUUUUUGUAUGUUGUUGAUUUAGGCGACCUAAUAUUAAAUGAAGCUAAAAAAAGAGGGGUACAAAGAAUAUGGUUGACUAGUGACGCAUGGGUUACCACGGCAGAAAGCUUAAAUGAGACAUUGAGUAAUCAAACGCAUGGUAUCAUUUCAGUUUCGCCAAAGCGCUACGAAUUGCCAGAAUUUAUUCAAUUUAUGGAAAAUGAAAUAAAGAGUAACUUUAUGUGUAACAUGUGGCUAAAAAAUUAUCUCAAAAACAAUUUCAAUUGCGAGCCAAAAAACAUUUCUAGUAACAAAGAAAUUUUGUUUGGUUUUAAUAACUGUUCAGUGGACGUUAAAAACGUUAUGAAAGAACUAUCUAGUCCCGUUGGCAAAAUUAGCAACCUUAUGGAUGCUGUAACUGCGCUUGUUCUUUCUAUUUAUAAGUUCCUUGAAAUACAUUGUAUAAAAGAUAAAAACUGCUCUGUUUCUGCUAUUGCUCCUGUAGACUUAAAUGCUAUUGUCCGAAAUAUAUCUUUUAAAAACAGUAUGGGAGAAAUUAUUGAAUUUGACCAAUCAGGAGAACCAACAUACGUCUUGUACACAAUAGACAACUUACAGCUUUUAAAUGGACAAUUAAAAUAUGUUUCGAUUGGUAAUUGGAGUAACAAACGCACAAAACGUCUUUUGAUAGAAAAAAGCAUAAUAAAAUGGCCUUUUUGGUUUAAGAAACAACCAGAACAAAAUUACCCGAACUCUAGAUGUAGUGAAGACUGCAGAAAAGGGCAAUUUUAUACAGCAAAAACAGGUUGUUGUUGGAUUUGCGAAAGUUGCGCAAACAACCAUUAUAGUGAUACAAUAAUGGCUAAUAAAUGUUUACCUUGUAAAGCAGGUUAUUAUACACUGGAUCAUACCACAUGUUUAGCCUCACGUACAUAUUGGCGAAGCUAUAAUGACGCAGAAGGAGCCGCAAUAGUUAUUGCUAAUAGUAUAGGUCUAUUAUUAACAAUCUUGUUUAGUUUUGUUUUAUAUAAAUUUAGUCAUUUAGUUAUAACAGACGAAUCAUCUCCGCAUAUGAUCUUUAUUGGGUGUAUUAUUUUAGUUUUAACAUUUUCUUUUGGAUUUUUGAAUGUUGUGGAACCAUCUUUUUAUUUAUGUAAAGCAAAGAGUGCUGGGUUCCAAUUUUUGUUUAUGACAAUUUCUUCAUUUUUACUAAUAAAGACUAAGUUAAUGGCGGAAUUCCUUAAACGUAAAUCUAAAUUUCAAUUAUUUGCUUCACAAAUGCUGCUUGUUGCCUUUUUAUUGCUUGUACAAAUGUGCAUAAUUACUGCAUAUUUUGUAAUUGAUUCAGGACAAGCUGCUGUUAAAAACCAACCAGUUAAUGAUGGCUCUUUAUUAGAAAAAACUUGCAAUGUAGAAUUGACACCAACAAAACUUGUCUCAAUUUUACUUCCAAUUAUUUUACUGACAAUUUCGACAAUUUUUGCUUUUCGCGAUCGGAAUAGUAAGCAUACACUUUACGAGCCAAAAUUUUUAUGCUUUUCUUGCGCUGCUUUGAGCAUAAUAAUGGCAGCUUUUUUAUCAACUUUUAAGCUUUUAAAUGGAAAUUUAAAGACUCUGGUUUUGGCAUUUUCGGCAAAUGUUUCUGGCUUCAUUUUAAUGAUCUGCUUUAUUUUACCAAAAAUAUAUCUGGCACAAACUCGUUUUUUUAACAUAUCCUCAUUAAGAAAUGUUUUGUCGCCAUUUCCUACAUCUGAAAAUGAAAUUAAAAUCCAAAAUAAUACUUUAGCUAAUAACAACAAUAUUUUGCUAAACGAAAACAAUAUAUUACCGAAAAAAAAACUUAAUGAAAAAAAAGAUAAAAAACUCAAUGAAAACGACGUAUUACCAAAAAACAGUUUUAAACUUCUGAACAGUAAUGAUGUUGUAUCAAACAAUUUCAAUACUUAAUUUUAUAUUUCCAGCAAAAUUUUUGUUAGCAAAUUAUGUUAAUAUAUUACAAUAAACGCUUUUUUUCUGAAGCAC
Molecule: messenger RNA, 3107 nt
Organism: Hydra vulgaris (swiftwater hydra)
Lineage: Eukaryota; Metazoa; Cnidaria; Hydrozoa; Anthoathecata; Hydridae
Product: metabotropic glutamate receptor 3
Biological process (GO): regulation of synaptic transmission, glutamatergic; G protein-coupled glutamate receptor signaling pathway
Cellular component (GO): plasma membrane
Molecular function (GO): adenylate cyclase inhibiting G protein-coupled glutamate receptor activity
Source: RefSeq, a predicted model, not a curated record